AAGUAUGAACAGAGAAAGCUUAUCUUUUCUUCCGAUUUCUAAAUAACCCAGGUAUUUUCAAUUUCCUGGCGUAAAACAUAAGGAUUGAUAACACACAAUGGCGUUUCUUUGUCCAGUUCGUAUCCCACGACGAAGAAGGAAAAGGCGCGAUGGUGAAAACUCGACAAAAAAUGGAGCCCCAAAAAGCCGUAUAACCGGCAGCAAUAGCGUGGAUUCCUUGGUUGCAUUAGGAAAAGACAACGAAGAAGAAGAGAUAGAGUUUGAGCCGCGAAAAAUGGUAGUUUUACAUGAUUUUAUUCCAUGUGUUGAAGAUGAAGUGCUCGUGAAACGCGGAGAGCAUGUGAGGGCUUUAUAUCAGGAAACAGACUGGAUUUAUAUCUUAAAACUUGAUAAUAAAGAGGGUUUUAUACCAUUUACUUAUUGCGUAACCGAGGAAGAGUACGAAAAAAGAAAAGAAAAGCAAAAAACAGUUUCAUCUGGGAGUAAAGACUUUUUAAAAUCACCGCUACUUGAAGCUAUGGUAACACAAUCAAGCUUCGAACCUGCAGAGUUCGCCAAAGAAAAUCACGGAGACUUUAUUGUAAAAUUCGACUUUGAAGCUACCGAAGAAGACGAUGUGUCGGUCAGAAAAGGAGAAGUUGUGCAAGUACUCAACAAAGAGGAUCAAGAUUGGUACUGGGUUAAAAAGAAGAGCGGUAAAGAGGGUUUUAUUCCUAAAGAUUUCGUUACAAAAAUCGAGCAAACAGAACCAAGUAGAUCUCUUACGAGCAGAGGUCAACUUUCAAGGUCUAAUCCCAAUAUCUACUCUAGUAGCAAAAUGUCGCCUCACUCAACAGUGAUCGCUGCCUCAUCCUGUACCUCAUUCUCAAGAACUGACCAGACACCCCUCCCAGCCAACACUUGCGCUAUACCACUGUCCAGCACUAGAAGGAUGGAUAAUUAUAGCUCCAGUGGAACCAACAGUAGCAGAAGUUCAUCUCACACUCCAGUUAUAUCUGCAGAUCAGUCCUCCACAUCCUUGUYAAGAUUUGAACAGAAUUCGCCCUAUUCAAAUCAUGUACCAGCUUUGCCGUCCUUUGCCCCAGUAGUUAGAAAUACUCCUGACAGGAAAAUGAGCCACCCAAGUUCUUCAAAUGCUCUUGAUAAAAGGGAAAAUGUCUUUACUUUAGUUUCCCAGUGUGAUUAUAACAUGACAACGCCAAAUAAUCCAAGAGUUAGUACUGCAAGCACCUUACUCAUAACUGACGAAAAUCAUAACUUAAAGCAGCCAAAUCCAAAUGUAAGAUUUAAACCGUUCUCGUCCAUGUCAAGAUUAGAUCAAAGACAUUCUGUGCCAGGGAAUCCUGAUGCUUAUCAACUGUCGCAAUCACUUGGUAGAAGUUAUAAUCAAUCUCGAAGAAGUAGCAAUGAUUUACUCCUCUAUGGACAAGAGCUUGUUUGCACAGACACACAUUUAGGUAGAGAAGCAGAUGAAAUGACGGUUUAUAAGGGGGACUGGAUUUAUGCUGAUAUGAAGUGUAGAGAUGGGCGGGGCUGGGUAUGGGCUUACUCRCCUGCAUCAAAAAACCAAGGUUUUGUUCCUAAGUCCUGUCUAAGACCCCCUGCAACCACACCCUUGUAGACUUGUUAAACUUGUUGUGACAGACACACCCACUUUGAUGUCAACAUAUAUUUUCUGGUAGAGAUCUUUUGAGGCUCAAUUACGCUCUACAUUACUGCAGAACUGAACCCACUUUUCUCAAUGGUGUUUAUUGUUUUGCGCGUGCAAUGAUCCUCUGACCUCUGUUUCUAAAGAAAUGAUUGCGUCCCAAUCCAGAUCUUCUCUUUUUUUUACCGCACGUGCAGAUAAAAGUGGGUCCAGUUCUGAACUAGCUCUACAUACGAGUGUGGUCAGGGCACAAAGGUCGUAAUAUUUCCUUUUAGCCCCUGCUGGAAAUAAACAUUUAUCCCAACAACAGUUAAAGGGUGCCAUUUCUUAACGAAUAGGAAAUUUUUAGAAAAAAUAAAAAAUAUAGAAAAGAUCUUUGCUCAUUACUUUAACCCAUAAAUACAUGACACAAUAUUAUUGCAGACCGAAUUUUAUA
Molecule: messenger RNA, 2084 nt
Organism: Actinia tenebrosa (Australian red waratah sea anemone)
Lineage: Eukaryota; Metazoa; Cnidaria; Anthozoa; Actiniaria; Actiniidae
Molecular function (GO): protein binding
Source: RefSeq, a predicted model, not a curated record